This is a messenger RNA of Fusarium tjaetaba, 858 nucleotides long. RefSeq lists its product as uncharacterized. Bases 1 to 858 code for a protein of 285 amino acids. The transcript is spliced from 2 exons. NCBI's taxonomy places the organism in Eukaryota, Fungi, Ascomycota, Sordariomycetes, Hypocreales, Nectriaceae. The record is from RefSeq and is a predicted model, not a curated record.
AUGGCUACUUUAGAAAGAUUUAAAGAGCUUCCUCGAGAGCUUCGAGAUCAAAUUUGGAGUCUUGCCAUCCGAGAUGACCACCCAGGAGCACAUAUCUUCGGACAAUAUGUGACUGGAAGCCGUCGUGUCCGAUCUCAAGACGGUUGGUAUCUUGAUUUGGCCGAGCCUUCGUGGAGACGGUGCUUUGAGAGCUCGAAUCAAUAUCGCAGCGAUGAAAAUAUUUCGACAUAUCUAAUAGACGGCGGCUUAUGGGCCGCCUGUCACGAGUCACGAUGUAUUAUGGAAAAACACUUCAACCAGUCAAAACGGCAAUUAGCUCCACGUAGUCUUUAUGACCGUCGAAACAGUUUCAGUCAACAAGACCUUUUCAAAAAGGCCUCGUCAGGCUACUUCGAAGGUACUCCUAUGGAAAGAGUCACAGUUUUCCCUCUCAGAGAUCUUUUUAUCUUGCAGCAUGAAGACUUGGAUGAGAUCGACUGGGAUAACAUUGACUACGAACUUGCUCCGGCAUCAUUAACAGAAGGGUUUUAUGGUGUGAACCAUAUCGCAAUAGAGUACGAUCGGGCGUGGGCGGAUGAAUCUCGCCAAAAGGAUAUUCUCUAUACGUUUUCACAAGCCUGUGUUGGUGUAACCUAUACUCUCUGGUUCAUCGACCGCUCUCAGAAACGGAAAAGCCAAGCUCCCGUAUUUGAAGAAGAAUCCGAAACUGCCUGGAAGAUCAAUGCUUUUUAUGCCAGCGAUAGGAAAUUCUUGGAGAUCGAAGACGAUGAUGCCAGACUCGAUGAAGACAAAGUUACUGCUGGUACUGAAGCCGAGGACCACUGUGUCGUCAAGCUUCUCGGAUGGGCCCCUCUCUGA